Messenger RNA from Selaginella moellendorffii, 714 nucleotides. RefSeq lists its product as uncharacterized. The coding region runs from base 1 to 714 and encodes 237 amino acids. The record is from RefSeq and is a predicted model, not a curated record. NCBI's taxonomy places the organism in Eukaryota, Viridiplantae, Streptophyta, Lycopodiopsida, Selaginellales, Selaginellaceae. The transcript is spliced from 5 exons.
AUGGCGGCGAUGGCGCUCUUCUCCAAGCUCGGCGCUUUGGCGGCAUUAGGGAUCGCGCUCUUCAUCAUCAGCUCUAAGAUCGUGGCGCUCUUCCAGGUCGGCGACUUGGCGGCGAUGCCGUGUGGCCUGCCCGUUCUCGGCGUUCUCUGUCCCGCAGCGAUCUUGCUCUACACCAAGAUUAAGAUUUCCUGGCGGGAGAGCGUCGGAAUCCCCUUGGAGACCCUGGCGAUGGCAUAUUUCCUCUCUAGCAUCACGGACAGGGCUUCUAUGGCAGUUCUUGCGGCUUUCUGCAGCUCAAUGGCAUCCACGAUCUUCCUCCUCCAUUCUGUCGUUCCGAAUUGGAUGAUCGACCCGCUCUUUAGUGUGAUCCAGCAUGUCUCGAUCGAGAGAGAACUUCCUUGCCCGUUUAUCAUCACUGGGAAGACCAUCCUGGUAGACAUGGCCGAAGGAGCUCAACGCGAUCUCAUCGACAUUCUCGGAGAGCAGCGGCCAGCGAUGGUUCUCAAACGGGAUGAUCGAUAUCCCAUUACGAGAGGCUCGACCCCCUCCCACGUCGAUCUCUUCCUCUACGUUGCCUCCGAUGAGUUGCUGCACAACUAUGACGCACUUACACAACAGACUCGGGCGGCCUACUUAGCUGCAAAGGUUUCCAAGCCUGUGGACGCGUUUGUCGUCGUCGGGAAGGAAAAAGAGGUCAGUCAUAUAGAUUUAUGA